AUGGCUUCUUCUAGAACGCAUACCCAGGUCACCCCACGAAGAAGGGAAUCCCAUGGAGUACAACAAGAGCCUCCUAGAUGGGUAGAAAAAUUCAGACCAAACUCGCAGGAGCGUACUAGUGGAGACUAUGACCCUACUAUUAGGGAAAUAGCAAGACAAAGAAGACCCCCGUUAGAUAAGGAACGCACACCUGAGCCAAAUCAGGAAUGCCUGCCCAGAGCGGCUCUCAACAAGGCACUUGGAGAAAUAAGAGAAGUGAUGCUACAAUACUCGUCUUGUGCGGACCCUUUGGAAAGUGCAGCUCGUAGAGAACGUCUUAGACAAGCCUAA
Messenger RNA from Microthlaspi erraticum, 330 nucleotides. NCBI's taxonomy places the organism in Eukaryota, Viridiplantae, Streptophyta, Magnoliopsida, Brassicales, Brassicaceae. The record is from the annotation of a GenBank genome assembly.